UCUCACAAAAUGGAGCCAUGAUGGAGGCUUUUCCAGUGAAAAUUAUAGUCUAGGGGAGGCGGCUCGCAGAUCAUUGAUUCGAGGUAGCGGAUUUUCCCGAUCGUUCCUCUGCCGGCGGUAAAAGACAUCGUUACGGCAGCGAUGGCGAUGACGGCUCUGAGAAGAGAGGGGAGGCGCUUCCUUCUCUCUCCCAUCCCACCCAAUCCUUCUACUGCCGCUCGAUCCACGAUGCUUUCGGAAUCUACUGCUUACGAGAUGAGAUGGUUCUUGAUUGUUUCACUUGGUGAUGACUUGAUUAGUGGAGAAGUUCCCAAAUCAAAUAUUCAUAGAAAGAAUCACGGAAGGAGUAGGAGAUCAUUUGUUUUUGUUUGUUCUUUUUUCGUAAACGCUGGUAACAUGAUGCUGUAUUGCAGAGACUUGAGCCUGUUAGGCAUUCGAUCCAUUUCAACUCAAGUAGUCAGAAACCGGAUGAAAAGUGUGAAGAAUAUUCAAAAGAUUACAAAGGCAAUGAAAAUGGUUGCAGCAUCAAAGCUACGGGCCGUUCAGUUGAGAACUGAAAAUUCUCGUGGGCUGUGGCAGCCUUUUACUGCACUUCUUGGGGAUACCCCGAGUGUUGAUGUGAAGAAGAAUGUCAUUGUGACUAUCACCUCUGACAAAGGUCUUUGUGGGGGCAUCAAUUCUACAUCGGUCAAAAUCAGCAAGUCUCUUUACAAAUUGACUUCUGGUCCCGAAAAAGAAACAAAGUAUGUUUUAUUGGGAGAAAAAGGGAAGGUUCAAAUGGUGCGUGACUCAAAGAACAGCAUUGAGAUGACCAUAACUGAGGUGCAGAAGAAUCCAGUAAAUUAUACUCAGGUUUCUGUUCUUGCUGAUGAUAUUCUAAAGAAUGUUGAAUAUGACGCUUUGAGGAUCAUUUUUAACAAGUUCCAUUCUGUCGUCUCAUUUAUUCCAACAAUUUCAACCAUACUAUCUCCGGAGGUAGUGGAGAGAGAGUCAGAAUCAGGUGGUAAACUCGGUGAUUUGGACUCAUAUGAAAUAGAAGGUGGUGAAACGAAAGCUGAAGUGCUUCAGAAUCUUGCAGAGUUCCAGUUCUCUUGUGUUCUGUACAAUGCUGUCCUGGAAAAUGCAUGCAGUGAAUUGGGAGCAAGAAUGUCGGCCAUGGAUAGCUCCAGCAGGAAUGCUGGUGAAAUGCUUGACCGCCUCACCCUCACUUAUAACAGGACCCGUCAAGCAUCAAUUACUACAGAGCUCAUCGAGAUCAUAUCAGGAGCAUCAGCUCUCACUGGCUAGAUCCGAGUUCAUGUGCUUCGGAUGUUCCUUAAGACUAUUCUGUGUCAAGAUUUUGCAAUAAUUGGCCCAGAGAUUGACGAAGUCGUGGGAGUAAUUUGUAAUAUGUUCCUCUUGUUUUACAGUACAUUCCCAAUGGGAUUGACGAUUUCUUUGGUUUGUGUGGAUAUUCCAAUGAUGGUUCAUUAAAAAGUCUUCAGCCUACAGUUAAGCAGGGCUUUUUA
Messenger RNA from Elaeis guineensis (African oil palm), 1508 nucleotides. RefSeq names its product ATP synthase subunit gamma, mitochondrial. Gene Ontology annotation, biological process: proton motive force-driven ATP synthesis. Gene Ontology annotation, molecular function: proton-transporting ATP synthase activity, rotational mechanism. The record is from RefSeq and is a predicted model, not a curated record. Lineage: Eukaryota; Viridiplantae; Streptophyta; Magnoliopsida; Arecales; Arecaceae.